This is a messenger RNA of Sapajus apella (tufted capuchin), 2879 nucleotides long. RefSeq names its product sperm-associated antigen 16 protein. The record is from RefSeq and is a predicted model, not a curated record. Gene Ontology annotation, cellular component: axonemal central apparatus. NCBI's taxonomy places the organism in Eukaryota, Metazoa, Chordata, Mammalia, Primates, Cebidae. Bases 178 to 1170 code for a protein of 330 amino acids. The transcript is spliced from 10 exons. Gene Ontology annotation, biological process: axoneme assembly.
CGGCGCCAGCUCCUUGGACUCCCGGCAACCCUUCUGUGCGCGGGGCUGGUUCGCGGGGCGAGGGUGAGGGAUUUCGGAAUCUCGCGAGAGCUGCUUGGGGCCGUCGGGCAGCGUUUUGUCUGUUGCCCUUAGGGACCGCUGUGGGCCUGCUGGCCGCGGGGGACCGGAGCGCCAGAGAUGGCUGCUCAGCGAGGGAUGCCCAACUCCUCUCUGAGAGUCCUGGAAGAGGCGUUGGGCAUGGGUUUGACGGCAACCGGGGACGCCAGGGACACGGCGGAUGCGGUGGCCGCCGAGGGCGCCUACUACUUGGAGCAGGUCACCAUAACUGAAACAUCUGAAGAUGACUGUGAAUAUGAAGAGAUACAAGAUGACAAUUUUAGCAUACCAGAAGGUGAAGAAGAUCUGGCAAAAGCAAUUCAGAUGGCCCAAGAACAAGCUACAGAUACUGAAAUUUUGGAACGGAAAACAGUUCUUCCUUCAAAGCAUGCAGUACCUGAAGUAAUAGAAGACUUUCUCUGCAAUUUCCUGAUGAAAAUGGGAAUGACCAGAACUCUUGAUUGCUUUCAGUCUGAAUGGUAUGAGUUAAUACAAAAAGGAGUAACUGAACUUAGAACUGUUGGGAAUGUUCCAGAUGUCUACACCCAGAUUAUGCUUUUGGAAAAUGAAAACAAAAAUUUAAAGAAAGACUUGAAGCACUACAAACAAGCAGCUGACAAAGCUAGAGAAGAUCUGCUGAAAAUUCAGAAAGAACGUGAUUUUCAUCGAAUGCAUCACAAGCGAAUAAUUCAGGAAAAAACCAAAUUAAUUAAUGACCUCAAAGGGUUGAAGUUACAUUAUGCAUCUUAUGAACCAACUAUAAGGGUAUUACAUGAGAAGCACCAUACUUUACUAAAGGAGAAAAUGCUGACCUCCUUGGAAAGAGACAGAGCAGUUGGGCAGGUUUCUGGACUUCAAGAAACAUUGAAGAACAUGGAAAUAGGACAUAGUUACUAUGUUACUGAAAUUAAAGUUGAUCGUAGUUGUGAAAAAGUAAAUACACCAGAAAGGCCUACUCAGAAAAGUCUUCGUGAAGCCAGGGAACAAAACAAAUGUAAAACAAAGAUGAAAGGCAAUACAAAGAUUAUGGUAUGUGAGGUAGACUCACAUCAGAUUGAAGGAUUUUUGGAAUGAUGGUGGUGAUUGUCAUCAGAAACGUUUUCAUUCUCUAAUGGUGUAAGUAUUCUCUUUCAGGUAGUAAGUAGUAAGUCAUGCUUAAAGCGAUUUGUUGAUUCAUUUACUCAGUGCUUAUGGCUUGUGAGAGUUUAGAUUAAUAAUGCAAGGUUGACUUUUUAUGUGACAAAAAGCUACUAAAAUAUAGGAAAAGUACAUUUCAUAUUUAUGCAUAGUAUAUUAUUUUAUGGUGUUGCAUUCAGAUAUUUAAUGUAAUAUCUACAACAUACAUUUUAAUAUGACAUAGGUCAUAUUAAAAAGUCAUAUUAAAGGGCUGAAGUGUAAAAUAAAGUGAAUCUUUCUCACUCUCACUGAGUAAUCAUUUUUACUAAUAUUUCUCUUAAUUUACUUGUUAUUAUAACAAAUGACUGAGUUCUGUUUCUGUUUAUUUAAUCAUUCACUUUACAUGGUACCUAUUGAUUCUUUGCUGUAACAGAGAGGCAUUAAGAGCACUUUACUGAUUUGAUUUGAGUUAUAUUAUUAUGCAUGUUGUCAUAAUUGAUAACAUUUACACUUGUUCUGUAGUCUUAAUUCCAUUUUCUGUGCUUUGUCUGUAAAUUAAUACUAAAAUUUAAUCCCAUAAACAGCCUUUAAAUGGAUUAUGUUUAAGUAAAUGUGAUUGAUUGCAGACAUUGCAAAUCUAACUAGAACUAUAGAAGAGAAAGGAGAAUACCUGAAGUGUACAGGGCUGUAUUUAAAAGAUUUCUCUUUUAAAUACAGUCACUCUUUUCUACUUCCUGGGCUUAUACUCAACUGCCCCUGUUAUGUAUUUUCCUAUUUUUCUUAUGGAUUGCUCUUUCUAUUUUCCUGGAGUAUCCCCUUGAGUAAUUUUCAGAAAAGGCCAAUGGAAAUAAAUAAUCUAAGCUCAUACAUUUGAAAUAUUCUUGUUCUGCCUUACACUGAGUUGAUAUUUUGCUGGACAUAGAGUUCUAGUUUUAAAUUAAUUUUUCACCAGAACUUUAAAGGCAUUGUUUUAAUGUCUUAGAGGAUAGCAAUAAUUGCUGUUGGUCUGAUUCUUGUUAUUUUGUUGGGAAGUAAAAAAUACCAUAUGCAAUGCAAUUUACUAGUAAACUAGCAUUUUGAACAGCUAGAACAUUGAGGUGUAAUCAUAAUAACAACUUUAUUUAUGUGACCUACUGACCCUUAAAGCUGCUUAGUGAAGGCAAUUCAACCCUUACCAUAGGGUGAUAAUUCAUUUAAGUGUUCAUGAAAUUAUUAGUUAAGUGUGUGUUUACUCUGGUUGCAAAACACAGUCUCAAAUCAGUAAUUAAAUAUGUCCAGCUUUAUGUAACAUAAAAGCUCCACAUUUAACAUGAAGUUAAAUUUUUACCUAACCCUCAGCUGAAACCUUCUUUGGGCUAGACAGUUGCAGUGUGGAAGGGGUUGUGAUGGUGGUGUUUUGAGGCUGUUCAUAUUUCUUUUCCUCAUACUUUUUCCCUAGUUUGCUAACUGGCAAGGUUGAGGGCACAAGGAGAGAGAAAUUAAAAAGGAAUGGAAGAGUUGUCACUUGACUUGACAUACCUUAUGAUGGCUUAGAGUUCUUUGAACUUGUCAAAAUCGGAAAGCUAUUAAUUACCCUGAUGAGCACUGUAUUAGUCAGGGAUAGAAGGAUAUAUAGAUAUUAGUUCUCUAGAGGGAGAGAACUAAUACACACACACACACACACACAC